AUGGUGCUGGCCACACAGGUCUCAUCGCAAGGAUUCUUUGAGCUUUCUGCCAGCUCCCUCCGAAUAUUCCAGAGGGCCGUUCAGUGCAUUGCCAAAUUGGGCCGAGAUGCUGCGGUGAUCUUCCGUCCUGAGGAGUUGGUUCUUCAUGGCGCUGAUGAUGGCCACUCCGCUGCCUCACAGUUUGCAUUUCGGCGCAAGUUCUUUCGCUCCACACCGUCGCAGGCUUACGUCCAGGAGCGCUUGCAGCAUGCGCUCUGCACCCUGAUGGAGCAGGGAGGCGAAGGCGGUGGUGUCUGCACGCGUGCUCGCUGUGGCGUUGCGUGGCUCGCAGCAGCGCACAGCCCGGUGGUACAGCUCGGAAAUGCUCAGUAG
This is a messenger RNA of Symbiodinium pilosum, 372 nucleotides long. NCBI's taxonomy places the organism in Eukaryota, Dinophyceae, Suessiales, Symbiodiniaceae. The record is from the annotation of a GenBank genome assembly.